Messenger RNA from Chrysochloris asiatica (Cape golden mole), 1191 nucleotides. RefSeq names its product NHL repeat containing E3 ubiquitin protein ligase 1 (gene NHLRC1). NCBI's taxonomy places the organism in Eukaryota, Metazoa, Chordata, Mammalia, Afrosoricida, Chrysochloridae. The record is from RefSeq and is a predicted model, not a curated record. Gene Ontology annotation, biological process: proteasome-mediated ubiquitin-dependent protein catabolic process; protein polyubiquitination; negative regulation of translation. Gene Ontology annotation, molecular function: translation repressor activity; ubiquitin protein ligase activity; protein binding. The transcript has a single exon. Bases 1 to 1191 code for a protein of 396 amino acids.
AUGGGUGCUGAGGCCUUGGGGAGUGGGCCGGCGCUGCGGGAGCUCGUGCGCGAGGCCGAGACCAGCCUGCUUGAGUGCAAGGUGUGCUUUGAGAGGUUCGGCCACACCCAGCAGCGGCGCCCGCGCAACCUGCCCUGCGGCCACGUGGUCUGCCAGAACUGUGUGGCCGCGCUGGCGCACCCGCGGACGCUGGCCCUCGAGUGCCCCUUCUGCCGGCGAGUCGGCCGGGGCUGCGACACCAGCGACUGCUUGCCCGUGCUGCACCUCCUGGAGCUGCUGCGCCCCGCGCUUCGCCGGGCUCCGGCUGCCCUCAGCACCGGGCCCUGCGCCCCCGGAACUCUCACCUGCCACCACACCUUCGGCGGCUGGGGGACCCUGGUUAACCCCACCGGGCUGGCGCUGUGUCCCCAGACGGGGCGGGUCGUGGUGGUGCAUGACGGCAAGAAGCGGGUCAAGGUCUUCAACUCCGAGGGAGAAUGUGUCCAUCAGUUUGGAGAGAAAGGGGAGGCGGCCCAAGACAUUAGGUACCCACUCGAUGUCACUGUGACCAACGACUGCCAUGUGGUUGUCAGCGACGCCGGUGACCGAUCCGUCAAAGUGUUUGAUUUUUUGGGCCAUAUCAAGCUCGUCAUUGGGGGCCAGUUCUCCUUACCUUGGGGAGUGGAUACCACGCCCCACAAUGAGGUCUUGGUGACUGAUGCGGAGGCAGGGUCCCUGCACCUCCUGGAAGUUGAUUUUCCCGAAGGGAUCCUUCGGAGAGCUGACAGGAUGUACUCGCAUCUGUGCAGCCCCCGAGGGGUGGCAGUGUCUUGGCUCACCGGGACCAUUGCGGUCCUAGAGCACCCCCUGACUCCCAUGGGGACCCGAGCGUGCAGCACCAGGGUGAAGGUGUUUAGUGCCACCAUGCAGUUCAUCAGCCAGGUAGAUUCUUUUGGACUGAGCCUCUUCUUCCCUUCUAAGAUAACCGCCUCCGCUGUGACCUUUGAUCAUCAGGGGAAUGUGGUUGUUACGGAUACCUCUAGUCAAGCUGUCCUGUGCUUAGGAAAACCUGAGGAAUUUCCAGGACUGAAGCCCCUGGUCACUCAAGGUCUUUCUUAUCCUGUGGCUCUGAAUUAUACCAAGGAGAAUUCUCUGCUUGUGCUGGACACUGCUGCCCAGUCUGUCAAAGUCUUUAAGGCUGACUGUGGGUGA